Fusarium keratoplasticum is the source of this 696-nucleotide messenger RNA. RefSeq lists its product as uncharacterized. Bases 1 to 696 code for a protein of 231 amino acids. The transcript is spliced from 2 exons. Lineage: Eukaryota; Fungi; Ascomycota; Sordariomycetes; Hypocreales; Nectriaceae. The record is from RefSeq and is a predicted model, not a curated record.
AUGCCCAGAAAGAACCGGACUCCAGCCUCUGCGAUUCAGAAUCGCGAUAACCAGCGUCGCUCACGGGCGCGGCGUCGGCAACUUGUUGAAGAGCUUCAACAGCGGCUCCAGGAUUACGAAUGUCGAGGCCCUCAGGCCAGUAUGGAGACGCGGCGAAUGGCUAGAGCCGUCGUAUGGGAGAAUAAACAUCUUCAUGACCUCCUCCAGUUCCGAGGGGUUUCGCAAUGCGAGAUCGACGAUCACCUUUCGCUGGUGGGGCCUAUUGGCACUGACCCAAAUCUGGGCCUCCGGAAACCCCUGCAGAGUGGCAGUGAUCCACAUACGCCUCGCAUGCAAAAUUACAGUGCGAUGCAGCCGCGAUCAUCCGACACAUUACGCAGCAUCGCUACCUAUCCUUAUGACAUGGAAGAUUGCCCCUCGCCUCCAAGCAUGUCUCUUUCUAAUCCUCCUUCAUCUGUGCCAAGUCAAGCACUGGCGACUUCGGCCCCUACUAGAUUUACCCCGCCUAGACCUACUCCGCCCGCAGAUACGGUAGACGCAGACUGCGCUGCAACCAAUAACCGCGACUACGGAAAGUACGAUUCCUACGAUCCAGGGACCGCUCAGCUCCGAGAUCGUACGAGCAUCUCAUUUCUUUGCAAUGACCCGAGAUAUGCCGAUGAACCCGAUCGCUUUACCUUCUACCACAAAUGUUGA